AUCAACUGGUUACCAAGCGCUAAGCUACCAGGCCGGUAAAUUCAAGAUGGCGGCCGCGUUGACAAGGCAAGGUCACAUCAAGGAAGGUAUUGGAAAUAUUUUAAAUGUCUUUCGGUCAUUUUAUACGAAAAGAGGAMUCACAGCUAUACCAUGGAGUCAAACCAAUCGUCAACAGCUGAUAACGAAAAGUUCCCCAGCUAUUUCUAGAUCCAAUUGGGUUACUUGUAAUUGCAUUAGUAGAAGCCUUGCAACAAAAGCAAGACGUAUGAUUCCUUUUGAUUCUUCCAAGUUCAGUGAACAGCCAAUCAUUUACAUAAACUCAACCUAUAACAACACAAUGUUGACAUUAACAGAUCAUAAAGGGAAUACAUUAGCCUGGACAUCUGCAGGAAGCGAGGGAUAUAAGAAUUCCAAACGAGGAACUAGUGURGCAGCYCAACAAGCUUCUGUUUCACUAGCAAAGAAAGCAAGUGAAAUUGGUAUUCAAARAGUUCGAGUAAAAAUUAAAGGUGUUGGCAAUGGAAGACAGGCAUCUGUUAAAAGUCUGGUCAGUGCUGGGAUUGUUAUCGUAUCACUCACUGAUGUUACUCCUAUUCCUCACAAUGGCUGCCGACCCAAGAAAGCAAGAAGAAAGUAGAAUUUAAUUAUGUAAAUAUGAGUUCUAAACUGAAAAUAAAGUACUUCAUACUUUUGAA
Exaiptasia diaphana is the source of this 695-nucleotide messenger RNA. Its product is annotated as 30S ribosomal protein S11. Gene Ontology annotation, molecular function: mRNA 5'-UTR binding; structural constituent of ribosome; small ribosomal subunit rRNA binding. The record is from RefSeq and is a predicted model, not a curated record. Bases 47 to 637 code for a protein of 196 amino acids. The transcript has 7 exons. Gene Ontology annotation, biological process: translation; ribosomal small subunit assembly; maturation of SSU-rRNA from tricistronic rRNA transcript (SSU-rRNA, 5.8S rRNA, LSU-rRNA). NCBI's taxonomy places the organism in Eukaryota, Metazoa, Cnidaria, Anthozoa, Actiniaria, Aiptasiidae. Gene Ontology annotation, cellular component: ribosome; mitochondrial small ribosomal subunit.